Lathyrus sativus (Indian pea) is the source of this 231-nucleotide messenger RNA. Lineage: Eukaryota; Viridiplantae; Streptophyta; Magnoliopsida; Fabales; Fabaceae. The record is from the annotation of a GenBank genome assembly.
AUGUCUUUCUAUCUUCCAUUGGAUAAUGAAGAUCCUGAUAAUAAUGAUACCAAUCGGAAAAUGGAUAAGGAAGUUGAAAGUUCUGGUGGUGCUCAUGAAAUGGAAUCUCAGCUCAUUUCACAACCACAAACCACAAAGGCAGAAAGGGGGUCUUAUCACCAUGCCUUUCAUCAUUGGGAAAAAAAAGAAUAUGCACGAAUAAAAUAUAUUUUUAUAUUAUUAAUCAAUUAG